CGAGAUGCCUUCAGGAGAAUGUGACGAUCAAAGAAUCAACGAAGGUUUAGAGUUUGAAUCCAAAGAGGAAGCAUUUGAGUUCUACAAAGAGUACGCUAAAUCUAUAGGUUUCAACACCAUUAUAAAAGCUAGCCGUCGUUCAAGAAUGAGUGGGAAGUUCAUCGACGCCAAGUUCGUUUGUACACGUUACGGAAGCAAGAAAACAGAAGAAGAAGAAGAUAUAAACAUCCCUCAAGCGAGAAAGCGUGGUAGAAUCAACCGUUCUUCCUCGAAGACGGAUUGUAAAGCGUGUUUACACGUCAAGAAAAGGCAAGAUGGGAGGUGGGUGGUUCGCGCUUUGGUUAAAGAACAUAACCACGAAACCUUCCCUGGUCAAGCUAACUCCAUAAGAGAAACAUCUGGGCGGGAAAAGAUUGUGAAAGAGAUGAAGAGCAGAAAGUUUCAAGCGUUAGAGGAUGGAGAUGUUGAGAGACUCCUAAGCUUCUUUACGGAAAUGCAAGCUGAGAAUCCUUUCUUCUUCUACGCCAUUGAUCUUAGCGAGGAGCAGACUCUAAGAAACGUCUUUUGGGUUGAUGCAAAAGGGAGAUUGGACUACACUUGUUUCUGUGAUGUUGUGUCUAUAGACACUACGUUCAUUAAGAACGAGUAUAAGCUUCCUCUUGUUGCGUUUAUAGGCGUGAACCACCAUGGACAGUUCUUGGUACUUGGUUGUGGAUUGUUGUUAAACGAAGAGUCUAAAUCUGGAUUCGUUUGGCUUUUUAAGUCAUGGUUAAAGGCGAUGCACGGAUGUGAACCUAGAGUUAUACUUACCAAACACGACCAAAUGCUCAAAGAAGCUGUCUCUGAGGCUUUGCCAGCGUCUAGACAUUGUUUUUACAUGUGGGAUACACUUGGUCAGAUGCCUGAGAAGAUUGGUCAUGUUAUGAGACAAGAGAAAAGCUUUGUGGGUGAGAUUAAUGAAGCUAUUUACGGUUCUUGCAAGGGAGAUGAGUUUGAAAAGAGAUGGUGGGAGGUGAUCGAUAGGUUUAGUCUGAGAGAUAAUGCUUGGCUUUAUUCUCUGUAUGAAGAUAGGGAACAUUGGGUUCCUGUGUAUUUGAAAGGUGUUUCUCUAGCGGGAAUGUGUACAGAUGGUAUGAACUCUGUUUUCGAUAAGUACAUUCAAAGGAAAACCACGUUGAGAGCGUUUCUUGAUCAGUACAAGACGAUGAUACAAGAGAGGUACGAAGAGGAAGAGAAAGCUGAGAUUGAGACGUUGUGUAAACAACCUGGACUUAAGUCACCUUCACCAUUUGGGAUGCAAAUGGCUGAGCUAUACACGCGUGAGAUGUUCAAGAGGUUUCAGGUUGAGGUGUUGGGAGGUGUUGCUUGUCAUCCUAAGAUAGAAAGCGAAGAUGGGGGUAACAAGAUGACUUUCAGGGUUCAAGACUAUGAGCAGAACCGUGGUUUCGUUGUGGUGUGGAGCUCUGAAUCAUCUGAAGUUGUUUGUUCAUGUAGAUUGUUUGAGCUCAAAGGUUUUCUUUGUAGACACGCAAUGAUUGUUCUGCAGAUGUCUGGAGAACUUACUAUUCCUUCUCAGUAUGUGUUGAAGCGUUGGAUGAAAGAUGCGAGAAGGAGAGAAGCCGUUGAAUCUGAUAUGAUCGGUGGAGAUUGUUCAAGUAAGGCUCAACGGUAUACGGAUCUUUGUCUCCGGUCUUUGAAUUUGAGUCAGGAAGCUUCUUUAUCUGAAGAGAGCUAUAACGCUGUGAUGAAUGUGCUGAAUGAAGCUUUUAGAAGUUGUGAGAACAAAAGUAAUGUGAUACACAAUGUUGAAGAGUCAGACUCGGAUGUAGCUCAUGAAGAACAUAACAACAACAACUCAUUUAAUGAGAAUGUGACCGACACAGGACAGGAACAUUCAUUACAUGAAGUAUGGAAAGAAACUGCUUUGCAAGAACAAAGAAACCGUUACUCGAUUCUCGACGACUACCUCAGCGCUCAACAAAUGUCACACCAAAUGGGACAAAUCAACAUGAUGGCCUCAAACCGCAAUGCAUAUUGUACUGCUCAUCAAAACAUAAACUCACUGGAACAGUUAAGUUUCAGACCAGAAGUUAUGUAUGAAAGACUUCAGGACAUGGGACAGACAAGUUUUAGACAUCAUCCUCAGCAACUCUGCGAUUCUUCAAAACAACAUCAACAAUCCAAGAAUUUUUCUCGCAGAGAAACAGGAGAGUCUCUGUGACAUUUUUUAAUAUAUUUGUUAAAGUUUUGAUGGUAAAAAUGAACAGUUUAUGUGAGUAGACAAAUUGUACAGCUAAACACCAUUACAUAUCUUUUGGCCUGUGUCUCAUUUAGCAUGUAC
This is a messenger RNA of Eruca vesicaria subsp. sativa (arugula), 2341 nucleotides long. NCBI's taxonomy places the organism in Eukaryota, Viridiplantae, Streptophyta, Magnoliopsida, Brassicales, Brassicaceae. The record is from the annotation of a GenBank genome assembly.